Messenger RNA from Pollicipes pollicipes, 662 nucleotides. Its product is annotated as protein D3. The transcript has 5 exons. The coding region runs from base 92 to 637 and encodes 181 amino acids. The record is from RefSeq and is a predicted model, not a curated record. NCBI's taxonomy places the organism in Eukaryota, Metazoa, Arthropoda, Thecostraca, Pollicipedomorpha, Pollicipedidae.
CUCAAUGCGACCGGGCAUCAUAAGGUGGUGUUUAGUGCGAAGCGCUCUGGUGAUCGGGUCGUUUCGCUAGCGUUGCUGACCUUAUUCUGGAAUGAUGGAUGCAUUGUCCAAGCUCAUUUCAGAUGUUUUCCCCGCGGCACCUGGCGCAAAAGUAGAGGUGCGAUACCCGUCGGGCGUCUCCGCGGACUGCGGCAAUGAGCUGACGCCGACCCAGGUCAAGGAACGACCGAAGGUCUCCUGGCAGGCGGACCCCGGCACUCUGCACACCCUCAUCAUGACAGACCCCGACGCUCCAAGUCGGACAGACCGAUCAAUGAGCGAGGUCCGCUAUUGGCUGAUGGUCAACAUUCCUGGAUGUCAGGUGGAUAAAGGCGACGAGGUCUCCGAAUAUAUUGGCUCUGGCGCGCCCAAGGGGACCGGACUGCACCGCUACGUCUUCCUCGUCUACCGACAGCCGGACUCCAUCACCGUCGACCCUUCGCUGCGCGUGACGCGCUUCCAGCGGGGGUCGCGUCCCAAGUGGAGCGCCCAGAAGUUCGCCCUGGAGCACGGCCUGGGAGCGCCUCUGGCUGGAAACGCGUUCCAAGCGCAGUACGACGACUACGUGCCGAUCCUGCACCAGCAGCUGUCGGGUUGACAGGGGCGCGCUCAGGGCAGCCGAG